AUGGCUGUCCGCUCGCUAUUUCCCCGUUGUUCUGCCCUGUGGCCCAGGCGCUCUUCUCCCAAGGCGUCCAUCUGUUUGGUUGAAGACCAGGCCAAAGCGUACAGUCCACUCGACCAAAUUGAAGGGAGAGUCACCGUCACUGUUGGCCGUGAAACACGGUUCGACGAAAUUCACAUCACAUUUGAAGGCACAUCACAGGUCAUUAUCUGGCAGCCAGCUGCUCAUGAACAAACAAUCACCGCCACACAAACCUUCCUGACCCAGCAACAGCCGAUUGAAAAACACGCUUACCCAACUCCCCGUGCUUUCGAACCAGGCCGCUCCUAUGAGUUCCCAUUCAUAUUUAUUAUUCCAGAGUUCCUCCUCCCCCAAUCUUGCACGCACAAAAAGGACAAUGCUGGCAUCCAACGGUCACAUACCAGAAUACCCCCGACAGUCGUUUUGGAUACAGUGGGAGAUAUGACAUGUCGUAUCUCUUAUGCUAUCCAUGUAGAUGUCUCGAUGCCCUGGGGUAAUGAUCAAACCACGCACAGACUGGCUGUCGCGGUCAAAGAGUUGGCUGUUAUCCCGGCUAGCGGUGAACGAGAGGGAAGCGACACAGUUAAUAAUCCUCGCGCAUACUGUGCCCAAACACUGACGGAACCUAAUGGUGGCUUCAUGAGACGGGAGCUGGGACGAUUGCUGGCGGUGGCCUCAGCAUCCAAACCCAUCCAAUUUCUUCAUCCUGAGUGCUAUCCCAACCAGGUCCUAGGCAAUGGUGCCGUGAUGAACCUUCGAUUUGAACCUGUCAGAGAUGUGUCACCUCCUCAGCUGGAAAAGCUAUACCGCAAACUUAGAAUCUUGACUUUCUACAGUUCCACCCCCUGGGAGGACUAUCCGUCUAUGAAGGAUGUACAGGGUCUUCCUCAUAGGCGGCGAGGGGUUGUCGUCAAGACCAUCCCGCUUUCAACCCUUCAUAUGGGCUCUGUCCAUUGGACUAGGACUUUGUCGACCAACUGUUCGGCCUCUAAUGAGUCAACGCAGCCUUCGGAGUUGAGCUUGCCUUUAGAAUCAUUGGCAGACCCAUCUGGCCCAUCUGGCCCGAGCUGGUGCUAUACCACAUCCGUUGUGGUUCCUGUAUCUCUACCAACACGGAAAAACCUCAUUCCAACGUUCCAUUCCUGUUUUGUCUCUCGCAUAUACGAACUCGAGCUCCGGCUCUCCUACCAUAUGCCUAACGACCGGGUCGCUCCCCGGAAUGUGACAGUUGAAGUGCCGGUUCAAUUCACUCACGAGAAGGCAAGGGACCAGACUGUGUCUUACUUGUCGCAUGUUUCCGAAGAAACACGGGACCAGACCUCUCAUAGCCUCUCCCUGCCCAACCUGCAGUAUGCUCCGCAUGAGACUAUAUGCUCUACGCCAGACUCUACGUCAGACUCUUCUGGGCACGGUCACGUUCUUCCACCCCCGACAUAUCCUGAUUGUUUGCGGAUAUAA
Messenger RNA from Aspergillus versicolor CBS 583.65, 1476 nucleotides. RefSeq lists its product as uncharacterized. The coding region runs from base 1 to 1476 and encodes 491 amino acids. Lineage: Eukaryota; Fungi; Ascomycota; Eurotiomycetes; Eurotiales; Aspergillaceae. The record is from RefSeq and is a predicted model, not a curated record. The transcript has 2 exons.